AUGGAUGGAAAGGAUCAAAAGGUGUUCAGGGUCCUCCUGGUUUACCAGGACCAGCUGGACCAACAGGCUCCACUGGCCUCCCAGGAGAUCCUGGAACUGAUGGGUGGCCAGGACAGAAAGGUGAAAGGGGGUAUCCUGGCAGGGCUGGAGCCAGAGGUUUCCCAGGUCGUCCUGGACCUCCUGGACCGAGAGGUAAACAGGGUGAAAGGGGCCUUAAUGGCCGCCCAGGUUCCCCAGGGUAUUCAGGACCAGAUGGUAAUAAAGGUCCAAAGGGCACGUGGGGAAUGCCAGGUGAUUCUGGACCUGAUGGAUGGCCUGGUCCACCAGGAAUUAAGGGUAUCCCUGGAGUUCCAGGCAGGUCAGGAAGAGCAGGACCUCCUGGAGACCCUGGGAAUAAAGGUUUCAUUGGUCCCAGAGGGUAUCCUGGGAAUGAUGGAGAUCGGCAACAUCAGGAAGAAGGAACACGAGAAACUUGUGAAACCAAGGGCUCAGAGAAGAGCUCGAGAAGAUGUGGAGGAUGAAGGUAAUAGUGGUCCCAGUGAUAUUGGAGCACUAGGUGCAAUGACUCCCAAGCUAGGCGAGUGGCUCCAGCAGAUCCCAGGAACGACAUUGGAGAUCUCUGUCCAGAAGAGUGCAGUCCUAGGAACAGCUAAGAUACUGCGCAGGACCCUAAGCUCCCAGUCCUCUGGUGAUCCAGGACCAUCUUAUGGACAACCAGGUCCACCUGGACCCAGAGGGAUCCGAGGAGAGAAUGGCUUCAGUGCACCUCGAGGGAUACCAGGAGACCCAGGUGAUCCGGGACCAAGAGGAAACCCAGGACGACCAGGACCAUCAGGCAUUCCAGGAGAACAGGGAAUACAAGGAAGACCAGGUGAUCUCUAUAGGUUUGAUUUUAGAACUUUCUGGAUGUACUUCAUCAUUAAAGGAAAAAAGAAUUCUGUGCAAGCUCCCCUGGACCCCGCGGUCCACAAGGCCAUCCAGGUCUUCCAGGUCUUCCCGGUGAUCAAGGAAGUGUGGGACUACCAGGCCCCCCUGGCCGAUAUGGGCCCCCAGGACUGCAUAGAUAUUCCUGGCCCUCGAGGACCAGAUGGUUUUCCAGGAGUCAAAGGGGUCAGGGGCUACCAAGGACCUCCAGGAACUACUAUUCCUGGGACUAAAGGCCAAAGGGGCCCACCAGGCAAUCCAGGUCUCCCAGGCCUCCCAGGUGAACUUGGUUACCCUGGUAUAAUCUGUCAAACACCUUUGCAGGGACCUGCUGGAGGUCAAGGAUUUGAAGGACCACCAGGACCCCCAGGUCCUCCUGGAGAACCUGGGAUACCAGGCUCCAGCUUUUUGUUCAAAGGAGACCCAGGCCCAACUGGCCCCCGUGGCUUACCAGGUGUUCGAGGAAGAAGGGGCCUACCAGGACCACCUGGACUUUCUAUCCACCAAGGCCCUAGAGGACCAAAAGGUGAGCAAGGUCCUGUUGGUCUAGUGGGCCUACCUGGACCCAAAGGUCAGCUAGGUGCCCCUGGGCCCCAGGGCCCCAGAGGAGAAAUUGGCCCCCAUGGAAAUAAGGGGGAGAAGGGUCCAGUGGGGUCUGUGGGCCUUCCUGGUAUAACAGGUCCUCCUGGUCGUAAUGGUCCAGCUGGAGAUCCAGGAGAUGUUGGUUUGCCUGGAUUUCCUGGACCUCAAGGUAUUCCAGGUCCUCCUGGUGACCAGGGUCAGCCAGGCUACAGGACGAUAUUGAAUGCUGGAUUUCUGUUAGUUAUACAUAGUCAAUCAGUUCAGGUCCCACAGUGCCCAGCAGAUACCACUCAGCUUUGGGUGGGAUACAGUCUCAUUUACCUGGAGGCACAAGAAAAGGCUCACACACAAGAUCUGGGCCAGCCUGGCUCCUGCCUCCCUGUUUUCUCCACCAUGCCGUUCUCCUAUUGUAACAAAGCUGCCUGUUCUUAUUCUAGUCGCAAUGACAAAUCCUAUUGGCUCUCCACAACUGCUCCCAUACCCAUGAUGCCGCUAUUUGGCCAGGAUAUUGUGUCCCAUAUCAGCCGUUGUGUGGUGUGUGAGACCAUUUCACCUGUGGUGACUUUUCACAGCCAGAAUCAUACAUUCCCUUCAUGCCCACCUGGAUGGAGGAGUUUGUGGGUGGGAUACUCUUUCCUCUUGCACACAGGAUCAGGUAAUAAUGGUGGUGGCCAGUCACUGGCUUCUACUGGUAGCUGCCUUAAGGAUUUCCGAACUCAUCCCUUCAUUGAGUGCCAAGGGGCACGGGGUUCCUGUCACUACUUUGCCAAUCUCUAUAGUUAUUGGCUGACUACUGUAAGCCCAGCAGAGCAGUUCAUAACCACAAGUCCUGGCACCAUCAAAGCAAGCGACCAACAGCGACACAGGACCAGCCAGUGUAAUGUCUGCCACAGAGAAAGAUAA
Pelmatolapia mariae (spotted tilapia) is the source of this 2409-nucleotide messenger RNA. RefSeq names its product collagen alpha-4(IV) chain-like. Gene Ontology annotation, biological process: extracellular matrix organization. Bases 1 to 2409 code for a protein of 802 amino acids. The record is from RefSeq and is a predicted model, not a curated record. The transcript is spliced from 16 exons. Gene Ontology annotation, molecular function: extracellular matrix structural constituent conferring tensile strength. Lineage: Eukaryota; Metazoa; Chordata; Actinopteri; Cichliformes; Cichlidae. Gene Ontology annotation, cellular component: collagen trimer.